Molecule: messenger RNA, 2425 nt
Organism: Corticium candelabrum
Lineage: Eukaryota; Metazoa; Porifera; Homoscleromorpha; Homosclerophorida; Plakinidae
Product: divergent protein kinase domain 2A-like
Exons: 2
Coding region: 878-2137 (419 amino acids)
Source: RefSeq, a predicted model, not a curated record
CCUAAUUGAAGGCAUCGGAGACGAUGUGACCGUCACUGUCCUUCUUUUCAUUGGAGUUCUAACAUUUUACCUGUGGAAGGUAUGCUUUAGCUCUCUUAGAUCCUAUCAUGACUUGCCGCCUAGACAGACAGAAGUGGCUAGAUCACAUUCUCUCGAUUCUUCGAGAGUCGGAGAAGGCGAGACAAGAGUUGAACAGCCUCGCGUGGAUGACGAUGAAAGAGAGACCGGAGAGGGUGUUGAGGGUACGCCAUCGGAAGAUGUGGAUGGAACAAUUGUGGUCAAGUUGAGACAUCAGGAAACGGAGAGAGUGGCUCGUGUGAGACGAGAUCAGACUGUUGAGGAGUUGAAAAGAAUUGCAUUUGCACAAGAAUUGGCCAGUGGUUGUCGAGUUCGUUUUGUCUACCGAGGACGUCUCAUGCACGACGAAAAUCACUCUUUGUCGUUCUAUGAGAUUCAGAACAAUUCAGUCAUCAUUGUGGCUAUCACUGGUUCUGAGGGUUCUGGAUCACCAGAACGUCUCCAGGCCGCUGAGUUUGAAAAUCCGGAGUUUGAUAUGUCACGGUUCUUUUUUCCUCUCGUAUUUGUGAUUGUAAUUGUCGUCUGGGUUGUUGCGUUGAGUACUCCUGCCUUGUUUUCUACAUCUGCAUGGGUAAUGUUAGUUGUCUUAUCUGCUGGAUUUGGUUUCUUGGCUUUUAACAGUCGGCAGCAGGCACAAAGGAGGUAGAGUGUUAGCUUUGUGUGCAUGCAUGUACAAUGCCUAGACAUCCCUCAACAGUAGGGAAUCCUGGUAUCCGGGAACUUUGCUAAUUAAUAAUGGAUUAGAGUAGCGCGCGUGAGGCAGAGCAUGUAUUGUUUUUAUUUGUAAUUAUAACUUAGAAUGCCCCUGCGAAGAUGUAAGCGUCGUCGGCUAUUUAUCUGCGUCGGAUUGAUCGCCGUGUCUCUCGUCUUCCUGAUCAAAGACACACUUUUUGUCUCUUUGUUUGCAUCAAGCUUUCUUGCCGACGAAUUUUUCUUCCAAUCAAAUGUCUGUCCCGCCUGCUACGGCACUAGUCUGUGUAAACAGCUAGAGGGCCGUCUGUGGAUAGCACCAUAUUUGACUGACCCGAGGGCGUCUAUGAAGGGCGUGCGCUACGCAGAGUGGGACAGACAGGAGGGAAAAGUGAAGGUCGUGACAAAGAAUCUUGGUUAUGCAGCCGAAAUUAAGAAUUUUGAUGAGGCGUUAUGUCUUAGAGUGACAGGAGAGAGACAGUGUGCUGUGCACGAGGCUGUCAAGCUUUUCAAAAUCAAAUCUUCCGAGCAGAUACCAUCGAAUCUAAUGCAAUCAUUGACUGUCGGACUGAAUUUAUCCGAUCAUUUUCAUUGCAUGUCUGACAGAUUGAAACGAAAAAUUAUUGGGCUGUAUGACACUGAUCGAGAUGGGUCACUGAAUGUUGAGGAGUCACAGAUUCUGGCUACGACGUUACAAGUUAAUCGUGAGCCGAUCAUUCUUCAACUCUUUCCUCAAGACGAGGGUUGGCCAUUUCCUCAAUACUAUGGCGCAUGUGGUCGGACUAUUAUAGCCGAAUAUGGUGGGAGAACGCUGGAAUCAUACAUGAAGAAAUCGUGGGAAUUCCGAGUGUGGCUGUCAGUACAGUUACUACAGAUUGCAUUUCUUCUGACUGAUAACAGUCAUGAUUGGGCGUUAUAUUUAACAGACAUUAGGCCAGCUAACUUUGCUCUUUCUGAGAACGGCCAAGUGCUGGUUAUAGAUGCUGAACAUGUUGAGAUCGUUGACAUGCAAGAGGUUGAUAGGAAACAAGUACUUAGUGAUCUAGAGUUGAAGCAAGAAGACCCAGAAUGUAGCCGUAAUCAUGUUCGUUGUGGAAUACACAGCAGCGAUCUAAUGUGUCUCGGGUAUGAGAGAGAUCUAAAUUUUAUCUACAUUUGCAGGAUAAUGCUUGGGUUUUCAGGAUAUGGUCGCCUGUUGGAUAAUCCACCUGUGCAUGCAAAGAACACAAUAGAGUCACUUCUGAUGGAUUGUAUGUACUAUAACAGGCACCGGCGACGUCGGCAAGCUGCAGCAGAACUCUUACACUACUUGGUUACGUUUUUACCAGAAGGUCCUGAUCAGGAUGAUUUAAUGCAGAAAUACAGCUAAGCACAAGUUUCUAUGUUGGACUGUUGUCUCGGAUGAAACUGUAGGGCAAAUAGACUUUGGAUGAAACAAGUACACUUGAUUUUUAUUUUAAUUAAUUAAUUGUGGAAUUUAGAGUGGACAGAUUACUGCUACUCGAUUUAGACUUAAGUGUAUAUACUUAAUUUAUUUUCUAAAAAUUUUGUAAUUUAGAAUUUGCUUUGUUUGUGUCGGUGCAUGAGUGUGGUUUAUGAGUGGCCACUUUUAUCUCUUGGUAUACUAGAACAGGAUUGUAAAGAACGAGAGCUCGGU